Miscanthus lutarioriparius is the source of this 1131-nucleotide messenger RNA. The record is from the annotation of a GenBank genome assembly. NCBI's taxonomy places the organism in Eukaryota, Viridiplantae, Streptophyta, Magnoliopsida, Poales, Poaceae.
AUGGCUGAAGAGGAUGUUCAGCCCCUUGUGUGUGACAAUGGCACUGGAAUGGUCAAGGCAGGUUUCGCUGGUGACGACGCACCGAGAGCUGUCUUUCCUAGCAUUGUAGGCAGGCCACGCCACACUGGUGUGAUGGUGGGCAUGGGCCAAAAGGAUGCAUAUGUGGGCGAUGAAGCUCAGUCCAAAAGAGGUAUUCUGACACUGAAGUACCCAAUCGAGCACGGUAUUGUUGGCAACUGGGAUGACAUGGAGAAGAUCUGGCACCACACCUUCUACAAUGAGCUUCGUGUGGCACCUGAGGAGCACCCUAUACUGCUGACUGAGGCUCCUCUGAACCCCAAGGCAAACAGGGAGAAGAUGACCCAGAUUAUGUUCGAGACAUUCAACUGCCCAGCAAUGUAUGUGUCCAUCCAGGCCGUUCUUUCCCUGUACGCCAGUGGUCGAACAACUGGUAUUGUGCUCGACUCUGGUGAUGGUGUGAGCCACACUGUCCCCAUCUACGAAGGGUACACACUUCCUCAUGCUAUUCUUCGAUUGGACCUUGCUGGUCGUGACCUUACCGACAACCUGAUGAAGAUCCUUACUGAGAGGGGUUACUCCUUCACAACGACCGCCGAGCGAGAAAUUGUCAGGGACAUCAAGGAAAAACUUGCCUACAUUGCCCUUGAUUAUGAACAGGAGCUGGAGACUGCCCGGACCAGCUCCACCGUUGAGAAGAGUUACGAGCUGCCCGAUGGCCAGGUUAUCACAAUCGGUGCAGAAAGGUUUAGGUGCCCUGAGGUGCUAUUCCAGCCAUCCUUCAUUGGCAUGGAAUCUCCUGGCAUCCAUGAAGCCACGUACAACUCCAUCAUGAAGUGUGACGUCGAUAUCAGAAAGGAUCUGUACGGUAAUGUUGUCCUCAGUGGUGGCUCCACUAUGUUCCCUGGUAUCGGUGACCGCAUGAGCAAGGAGCUCACUGCACUUGCCCCCAGCAGCAUGAAGGUGAAGGUGGUUGCUCCCCCGGAGAGGAAGUACAGUGUUUGGAUUGGUGGCUCCAUUCUGGCCUCCCUCAGUACCUUCCAGCAGAUGUGGAUCUCCAAGGCAGAGUAUGAUGAAUCUGGUCCAGGCAUCGUCCACAUGAAGUGCUUCUGA